AUGAAAAGGUUUUAUAGCUGUACCAAUAAUAAUAAACCUAAAAUAUUAGUUUUAUCAGGAUCAACCGGAGCUGGUAAAAGUAGAGUUGCAAUAGAAUUAGCAAAACAGAUCAAGGGUGAAAUUAUUUGCGCAGAUUCAAUUCAAAUAUAUAAAAACCUUUCAGUGGGUAGUAACUCUAACGACACAAUCAAUCAAAAAGAAGUUCCAUUCCACUUAUAUAAUUUUUUAGAUAUAAACAACUCAAAAUUUAAUGUAUAUAAUUAUUUUCAACAUGCUAAAAAAGCAAUUAACGAAAUUGUCGAUAGGGGUAACACCCCAAUAAUAGUUGGUGGUUGUGGUUUUUAUCUAGACUCAAUAUUAAAAGGAUCUAGAGAACCAGAGUUAACACAAAAAGAAAGAGAAGAAAUUGAUAUAUUAGAGUCUAAAAUUAAAAAUUCACAAUGGGAUUAUUAUUAUGAUAUUUUAAAAGAAAUUGAUAUUGAAUCAGCAAAAUGCAUUUCAAGAAAUAAUGUAAAAAGAUUAACAAUGAGUUUAUAUUUCAAUUUAAUAAAAGAAGUUAAAUUUUCAUCACUCAAAGAUCAAUUUUCAGAUUCAAUUAAAGACUCAUAUGACUUUAGAUGUUUUUAUUUGACAACUGAAAGAUAUAAAAGAACCACAAUGUUAAAUGAAAGAUGUGAAGCAAUGGUUUAUUCAGGUUUAUUAGAUGAAGUUUUCCACUUAUUAAUGACUCAAGAAAAUUUUAUAAAUUCCAAAGCUGGAAAAUCAUUAGGUUAUAAAGAAACAAUUAAAUUACUAUUAAAUCAAUAUCCCAACAUUAGUACCAAUAAAAUCAAUAAAAAUAAAAAUAAAAACAAAAAUAAUAAAAAUGAAAUAUCAGAAGAAUCAAUAGUUAACUAUAUUAAAGAUUUUAGAUCUGUUACAAGACAAUAUUCAAAAAGACAAGAUACAUGGUUUAAAAAAGAUGAAAUAUAUCACUGGAUGGAUAUUCAAAAUAAUAAUUUAAAUCAUUUGUAA
Molecule: messenger RNA, 1014 nt
Organism: Dictyostelium purpureum
Lineage: Eukaryota; Evosea; Eumycetozoa; Dictyosteliales; Dictyosteliaceae
Gene: IPTC
Exons: 3
Coding region: 1-1014 (337 amino acids)
Biological process (GO): tRNA modification
Molecular function (GO): tRNA dimethylallyltransferase activity
Source: RefSeq, a predicted model, not a curated record